AUGCAGCGGGUAAGAGACGAAGGAAGCCGUUACUGUCCAAAGGCAGAGCUGGAUGAAGUUGGCUACGCGCCAUUCUCAUUUUAUCUACAAAACAUUAUCGUUGCUGUGAUGGUGGGGGUACGGAGAAUGUCUCAAAGCGAUCAAUCGCAAGUCUCAAAUGAAAGGGUGACUCUUAUAGAAGUGGAUGCUGAGGGGUUUCAGGCGAGUAAGGGCGUUGAAGCGGGGCAAGCCAGAAUAUCGCAUAGGACAAACGAAAAUGAUGAUAACCAAAAGUUCAUUGCUUCUUCUUUUGCUGCAUCUGUCUCUUCUUCGGCCAAGCAGGCUGUUCCAGUGGAUCUUUAA
Trypanosoma conorhini is the source of this 342-nucleotide messenger RNA. RefSeq lists its product as uncharacterized. Lineage: Eukaryota; Euglenozoa; Kinetoplastea; Trypanosomatida; Trypanosomatidae. The record is from RefSeq and is a predicted model, not a curated record. The coding region runs from base 1 to 342 and encodes 113 amino acids. The transcript has a single exon.